GAUCUGACGGCUAACAGUUUUUGCAUCGUACGGUCACGCGCUGACCGGCCCAAAUUUGUGCCGGUGCGCCGGCGCCCAGUACCCGCCUUGUAUCAUCCGGCUGAACCUAAACCUUUUUUCCCUACACCGCACGGAAGCGCCUCCUUUCACCCAACCCCUCGAGGCCUCGACUCCUCUUCACGGUUGGGGUUUAACUCCACUAAUUCGUGAUCCGUCCUUUCCCCUCCGAUUCCAUUCCCACUCCUCGGUCGCAAAUUCAUUCUUUUCCGCCCUCAUCGAUCGAUCGAUUCUGCCUGUGGAGGAUUUGGGCGCGGCUGCCUGUGGCCGCGGUGAGGCGGCGGCGGGGGUCGAUCGAAGCCGAGACGAGUCGCAAUGCCGACGGCGACGGCGACGCCCAAGGCGAUGAUCCACCAGAGGUACGGCGCCAAGGCAGUCUACAGGGUGGAUGAGGUGCGGGAGGCCGUUGACGGCGUCUGCCCCGGCCUCGCGCUGCCGCAGAGCACCAGGUGCGUCUACCGCUGCCAGCUCGACAUCCCCGGGGUGCUCAGCGUCUCCACCCCGGGGACCUUCGCCAGGAAGAAGGACGCCGAGCAGGCCGCCGCGCAGAUCGCCAUCGAAAAGCUUGGUAUUCAGCCCACAUCAAAUAUCCCUAAUACACCUGAAGAAGCUUGGAAGGAACUUAUUCGUCGGAUAUCUCGCUUUUUUACAGAGGAGAACUUCCCCACAUCAUAUCAUCCUCUUGUUGGGCACUUGAGUGUGACACUCAGAAGAACUGGGGACCUCCUUGGAAAGCUACCUAUUUCAGCUAUUGUUGCUUGUGAUGUUAAGGUCCAUAUAUUGUGUAAAAUUAUUGACCCUAAGGCAGAAUUUGAUCCUCUCUUGGUUCUUUCAAUGAUCUAUAAUGCUGCCAAACAAUCUCUUGGUGUAUCUGUUAGUAGCAGAAACUUGUGGAUUCAGAGUCAAAGGCCUUAUUCCCCUGAGGCUGUUGAUUUGGCACUUCAGCGCUGGUCUGGUAUUUCAGAUCCCAUAAGAGUAGAAGCAGUUCUUAUUCCUUGUGUGAUGGAGGAUGAACCUAAGAUGGUAAGCCUUAAUAUAUCAGAGAAUGAACAUUACAUGGGUGAUAUAGCAUCGAAGCUCUCUGCAACUGAUUCAUCUCAUGUCCUUGUCUCAAGAACAGUUGACAAAGCAUCUCCUGAGAUGAGGUUUUAUUUCCCAGCUCCGGAUGUACAAUUUGUUUCUGAUUUAUCAAAACAAUUGGUGGAUGAUCGUGGAGAUCGCAAUAUGAACUGCGUAAUAAAUAAGCGAGCUUCCUACAUUUCUGGCCAAACAAUUUAUGGAGAUGCAGUUUUGGCAAAUGUUGGAUACACAAGGAGAGAUACAGAACUUCAAACUGAUCAUGUCAAUCUAUGUACCUAUUACAGGAUUCUUCUGCGAAAAUUACCUGAUGGAAUUUACAAGAUCUCCAAGGACUCAAUUCUUGUGGCAGAGCUUCCGUGUGUUUAUACUCGUACCAGUUGGAAAGGCCCCUCUCCACGAGAUCUCCUUUGUUCUUUCUGUCGCCUCCAGAGGCUAUCAGAACCCCAUUUCGCUGCCAAUGGGGUAAGUGCAUCCUGUAAUGUCCUAGUGGGCUCUGAAGAGAUGGGGUCACCGAAAGCAACCUCAGGAAAUCAGUGCGCAAAUGAUGGAAGGAUUGCCAAGGAAAACCCAGACAUGUUCAAGUGCUCUGUCAAAAUAUAUUCAAAGAAGAGGGAGCUUUUACUAGAGUAUUCUACAGAUUAUAGCUGGAGCAAGGAAACUGAUGCUAUUCAGAAUUCUGCGUUGAAGGUCUUGAUUUGGUUCAAUCGUUAUUUUAAGCAGCUGAACACGCCUGUGGAGAAGCUCUAUCUUCCUAAGAGCACUGAUGGCUUCACGAUAUAUCCAAAUAUAUUUUUACAAGAAUUUGCAAUGUGCUUAUCUGUCUAUGGCAAGACAAGUGGUGGUGACUCAAGAACAUGCAACGCAGUUGGAUAUUUUUCCAUGGAUACAUCAUAUCAGCAGCUUGAAAGCAGUGCAUUUUUGACAGACAUUGAUGGUCAAGAUUCUGGUGUUUUUCCGUCCCAUGGAUCGUUGGCUUGCAUAAGCUACAGUGUUCACCUGUUUAUGAAGGACAGCCGAACGAGAUAUCUCCUAGAAGUCAAUAAUGAGUUUGAGUUUGAGAUAGGGGCUGGAGCUGUAAGGAAUCAGCUUGAAUCAUGUGCAACUCAACUCUCAGUUAAUCAAAGUGCAUGCUUUGUAGAUCAACUGUCUGAUAGGGAUUUGAGCCUGGCUGCAGCUGGUGAGUUGUUACUGGACCUUUCCAAGAUAUCUAGAGACAGCUGCGUCUUGGAGUUCUCCGUAAAGGUGUUGCAAGUAACUGAACCUUUAGAAGAUAGAAUGGAGAAGGCCUUGUUCAAUCCUCCUUUAUCUAAACAGAGAGUUGAAUUUGCUGUUCGGCACAUCAAUCAGCUGCAUGCCACAACAUUGGUUGAUUUUGGUUGUGGAUCUGGUAGUCUUCUCGACUCACUGUUAGAGCAUCCAACAACCCUUGAAAAAAUUGUUGGUGUUGAUAUUUCUCGAAAGGGUCUUACAAGAGCGGCAAAGAGCCUUCAUCAGAAGCUUAGCAAGAAACUCUUGUUACAAACUAGUGUUCCAACAGCUGUGCUCUAUCAUGGAUCAGUAACAGAUUUUGAUUCUCGCUUAUAUGGGUUUGAUAUUGGCACCUGUCUUGAGGUGAUUGAGCAUGUGGAGGAGGACCAAGCAAGUUUAUUCGGCAACGUUGCAUUGAGUUCAUUCUGUCCGGCGGUGCUCAUUGUCUCGACACCCAACUACGAAUACAACCCUAUCCUCCAGAGGUCAGCUUUGCCAAACAAGGAAGAGGAGCAGGAAGAAAACGCUGGACCUUGCAAGUUCCGCAACCAUGACCACAAGUUCGAGUGGACGAGGUCCCAGUUCCAGCGCUGGGCUACCGGCCUCGCUGCAAGCCACAACUACACUGUGGAGUUCAAUGGCGUCGGCAGCUCGAGCGACGAACCUGGCUAUGCUUCCCAGAUUGCUGUUUUCAGAAGAAUGGCGAGAGAUCAAGGUGAAUCUUCCCUGAACGAGGAUGAUUCGCAUCAACCUUAUGAAGUUCUCUGGGAAUGGCCGAACGCAUCUAUACCGUCUCACUGAGUUUGGGCGGAGGUAAUAUUACCUGACUCACCGGCCGUCUCCUACCCGAGAUGACGAGGCUGGUUCUUACUAACUUGUCAGUUUGAUACUGCACCCAGAGUGUGUUGCUGGAUAUCUACCGCGUUGAACUAAAUAGUUGCAGUAGCUGCUCCGAACCUACCCCUUGCGAUGGCUCUAAUCCCGGUAGAAAACUGAAUAUUCUGUAGUGGGCAAAAUGACUAGUUGACUAUUUUUUGCAGCGUGCUUUUGCAUGAUGAAGAAAGAGUACGUAGCCCUGGUGCCUCAAGCAAAAGGAGGACGCUUGGCGUCGGUUGAUCGAUCAGAGGCUUCGAUCAGUCUCCCCAGCCAAUUGCAGCUGUGUUAUGCUCAGGAUCGCAGGUCCCGCUAGUCUCUCGCCACACACCAUGCUGCGAAAAGAAAAAUCCUCCACCAACUGUUAUGUCGCCCGUGAUUUGCCAUCGCAGCAGCACCAUCCGCAGUCGCAACAUCGGCUUGCCGCUCUCAGCAAAGCUCCCCACUUUUUUUUUGAAUUGACUUUUCAUUGAUUUAGCAGAAGGGAGGUUGCGAAAGGGUGAUAAUCGGAUGAGUGACCAGAGGGAGUUCGGGGCGCCAAAGCAUGCCCGAAAGGGGUGUCCUCGUUCCACCUGAGCACCUGAAGCAAGAGCAGACGCCCCUGCAUGAUCCAAACGUCAAUGUCAUGAUGAUGGUGAAUGAAGAAACUCUAAUGGUUGCAGAGCCCCCUUGAAGGGACCUGCGUCGUGAACGUCAUGCUCGGUGGCUCGAGCAUGGAAGGAGGACCAAGAGAAGCCCUAAGGAAGUACGUGUGAGAGGUGAACAUCGUAUAGGCUUUGGUGCCAACCCCUCCUACCUAGUGGGUGCUUAUUGCUCCAGCUAAUUUGCCUUGUUGCAGUUGUUGGGCCCCAAGUUCGAGGUAUGUAGGUAGCACCAAGUUUUCCCUCAGUUAGAUACUAAUGUAUCAAUAUGUGGAAGCAUUGAUUCCUAUAUCAAUCAUGAACUCUGCAACACAAAUAAACUUUCACU
Triticum aestivum (bread wheat) is the source of this 4227-nucleotide messenger RNA. Its product is annotated as small RNA 2'-O-methyltransferase. Gene Ontology annotation, cellular component: nucleus; cytoplasm. Gene Ontology annotation, biological process: RNA methylation; siRNA processing; piRNA processing. Bases 373 to 3186 code for a protein of 937 amino acids. The record is from RefSeq and is a predicted model, not a curated record. Gene Ontology annotation, molecular function: RNA methyltransferase activity; O-methyltransferase activity. The transcript has 9 exons. NCBI's taxonomy places the organism in Eukaryota, Viridiplantae, Streptophyta, Magnoliopsida, Poales, Poaceae.